AUGGCUCUCCAGCUCCAUGUAGCACAGGCCAGGCUGGGGAUGUGUUCGCCCUGCAGGAGGGGUCUGGAUUUGGGCCAGUUUGUCAACAUGGAGCAGCUUAGCCUAUCCCAGAUCAAACCCAGGAGCAGCGACAGAGUCCGAGGCCCCAUGGUCAGGACCGACUGCUCGGGUUGGCUGCAGAGUUACUGGGCCAGCCAAGCCAAGCAGCUCCUCAUAAGGACUAGCCUACUUUUCUCUUUCUAGUUGUUAGCCUAUAUCACCGACCAUGCUCCGAAACCCCUGUGUGUAGUUAUGUACACUGAACAAAAAUGUAAACGCAACACAAUGCCACAGCUGUCUCAAGUUUUGAGGGAGUGUGCAACUGGCAUGCUGACUGCAGGAGUGUCCACCAGAGCUGUUUCCAGAGAAUUGAAUGUUCAUUUCUCUACCAUUGGAGGCCAACGUUGUUUUAGAGAAUUUGGCAGUACGUCCAACUGGCCUCACAACCGCAGACCACGUGCAACCACACCAGCCCAGGACCUCCACAUCUGACUUCUUCACCUGCGGGAUCAUCAGAGGGGGGAGGGCAGGGUUCUGAGGAGUAUUUCUGUCAGUAAUAAAGCCCUUUUGUGGGGGAAAAACUCAUUCUGAUUGGCUGGGCCUGGCUCCCCAGUGGGUGGACCUGGCUCUCAAGUGUCUGGGCCUUCCAGCCCUUCAAUGGCUGCGCCCCUGCCCAGUCGUGAAAUCCAUAGAUUAGGGCCUAAUGAAAUUAUUUCAAUUGACAGAUUUCCUUAUAUGAACUGUAACUCAGCAAAAUCUUUGAAAUUGUAGCAUGUUGCGUUUUAUAUUUGUGUUCAGCAUAAUAUAAUGAACAAAAAUAUUUGGGUCUUUUUAGUGUCUACAAAGCUGAAGUGUAAUUGAGGCUGCUAUAUGCAGUUAUGUGCUAGCAGGUCACAACCUACUUUAUUGUAAUCUUUCUAGGGAAAGUAAAACCAUGUAAUUUUUACAUUUACGUCAUUUAGCAGACGCUCUUAUCCAGAGCGACUUACAAAUUGGUGCAUUCAACUUAUGAUAGCCAGUGGGACAACCACUUUUUUUUUAUGGGGGGGGGGGGGUGUAGAAUGAUUACUUUUAUACUAUUCCAGGUAUUCCUUAAAGAGGUAGGGUUUCAAGUGUCUCCGGAAGGUGGUCAGUGACUCCGCUCUCCUGGCGUCGUGGGGGAGCUUGUUCCACCAUUGGGGUGCCAGAGCAGCGAAUAGCUUUGACUGGGCUGAGCGGGAACUGUGCUUCCGUAGAGGUAGGGGGGCUAGCAGGCCAGAGGUGGAUGAACGUAGUGCCCUCGUUUGGGUGUAGGGUCUGAUCAGAGCCUGAAGGUAAGGAGGUGCCGUUCCCCUCACAGCUCCGUAGGCAAGCACCAUGGUCUUGUAGUAGAUGCGAGCCUCAACUGGAAGCCAGUGGAGUGUGCGGAGGAGCGGGGUGACAUGAGAGAACUUGGGAAGGUUGAACACCAGACGGGCUGCAGCGUUCUGGAUAAGUUGUAGGGGUUUAAUGGCACAGGCAGGGAGCCCAGCCAACAGCGAGUUGCAGUAAUCCAGACGGGAGAUGACAAGUGCCUGGAUUAGGACCUGUGCCGCUUUCUGUGUAAGGUAGGGUCGUACUCUGCAAAUGUUUUAGAGCAUGAACCUGCAGGAUCGGGUCACCGCUUUGAUGUUAGCGGAGAACGACAGGGUGUUGUCCAGGGUCACGCCAAGGUUCUUUGCACUCUGGGAGGAGGACACAAUGGAGUUGUCAACCGUGAUGGCGAGAUCAUGGAGCGGGCAGUCCUUCCCCGGGAGGAAGAGCAGCUCCGUCUUGCCGAUGUUCAGCUUGAGGUGGUGAUCUGACAUCCACACUGAUAUGUCUGCCAGACAUGGAGAGAUGCGAUUCGCCACCUGGUUAUCAGAAGGGGGAAAGGAGAAAAUUAAUUGUGUGUUGUCUGCGUAGCAAUGAUAGGAGAGACCAUGUGAGGAUAUGACAGAGCCAAGUGACUUGGUGUAUAGAGAGAAUAGGAGAGGGCCUAGAACUGAGCCCUGGGGGACACCAGUGGUGAGAGCACGUGGUGCGGAGACAGAUUUUCGCCACGCCACCUGGUAGGAGCGACCUGUCAGGUAGGAUGCAAUCCAAGAGUGCGCAGCGCCGGAGAUGCCCAAUUCAGAGAGGGUGGAGAGGAGGAUCUGAUGGUUCACAGUAUCAAAGGCAGCAGAUAGGACUAGAAGGAUAAGAGCAGAGGAGAGAUAGGUAGCUUUAGCAGUGCGGCGAGCCUCCGUGACACAGAGAAGAGCAGUCUCAGUUGAAUGACCAGUCUUGAAACCUGACUGGUUUGGAUCAAGAAGGUCAUUCUGAGAGAGAUGGCAGGAGAGUUGGCUAGAGACUGCAUGCUCAAGAGUUUUGGAGAGAAAAGAAAGAAGGGAUACUGGUCUGUAGUUGUUGACAUCGGAGGGAUCGAGUGUAGGUUUUUUGAGGAGGGGUGCAACUCUCGCUCUCUUGAAGACGGAAGGGACAUGGCCAGCGGGAGACUCAUGGGCGGCGCACAAUUGGCCCAGCGUCGUCCAGGGUAGGGGAGGGAAUGGCCGGCAGGGAUGUAGCUCAGUUGAUAGAGCAUGGCGUUUGCAACGCCAGGGUUGUGGGUUCGAUUCCCACGGGGGGCCAGUAUAAAAAAAACAUGUAAUCACUAACUGUAAGUCGCUCUGGAUAAGAGCGUCUGCUAAAUGACUAAAAUGUAAAUGUAAUGAGCGAGGUGAGGUAAGGGAGAAGGUCUCCGGAAAUGGUCUGGAGAAGAGAGGAGGGGAUAGGGUCAAGCGGGCAGGUUGUUGGGCGGCCGGCCGUCACAAGUCGCAAGAUUUCAUCUGGAGAGAGAGGGGAGAAAGAAGUCAAAGCAUAGGGUAGGGCAGUGUGAGCAGGACCAGCGGUGUCAUUUGACUUAAUAAAUGAGGAUCGGAUGUCGUCAACCUUCUUUUCAAAAUGGUUGACGAAGUCAUUCACAGAGAGGGAGGAGGGAGGGGUAAUGAUGGCUCAUUUUCUUUCUGUAAAUGUUACGUCAUUUAUUGUGACCCACUUCUACCAGUAGUAGUGAAGUUUCAGAAAUUCAUUUGAUGAGUAAAAUACAUUUUAAGAUUUCAAGGAAAUAUCUACUCUGAUCAACAGGGUGUGAUGUCAGGGUGUGAUUUGCCUGCUCUUAAUAGUGCAUUUAAAGCAUAUGUUGGUCAUUACCUAGUCCAGUGUAUUCUGUGUGAAGUGAUGUGACUCGUCAGCGAGCGAGGCUGCAUGGUAUUAUUAAUCUUCUCCCAGGCAGACAGGCAGGGGAGGCCCAGACUGAGACUGAGGAGCAGGCCUGAGCAUGCCUACCUGCAGCCUCCAGUCGCUAAAUGGCUCUAAUGAGUUACUGAGCUGAGCUCCACAUGAAGACAGAUCACAUGCACCCCCUAACCCCUCACCCCUGCCCAUACUGGUUAGUGGUUAGAUUGGGGAGUAACUGGUCACUCUGCGCUAGGUUACAUUUUAUAUCAGAGGAGUGGUAGUGUAAAGUCAUACAUGGGAGUCUUGGGGAUGGUGUGUCUUUAUAGAAAAUGAGCAUGUUUUUAACUAGCCCGAGGAUAUGGUGGGGAAACCUCAGUCAUUAAAUAUUCCAACCUGGUCUCAGAGCAUUUUGUAUUAUUCUGUACAUAAAUCCGGAACAUUGUGUUAUGUGACGUUUCGUAUGGUAUGUAUUCAUUUGUGGAUGUCCUUCACCCAUUUCGUAUGAUGUGUUACGAAUUAUAAUUCAUAUUAUAUGUUACGAAUUUGCAAAAAGUACACUAUGUUACGAAUUGCAAAAUGUAUAAUAUGUUAUGAAUUCUAGCUAGGAGGCUAACAUUAGCUAGCUGGCUAACGUUAGCUAGGUUUGGGGUUAGGGUUAAGGCUAGGAGUAAGGUGAAAGGGUUAAGGUUAGGGGAAUGGUUAGCUAAAAGGGUAAGGGGAAGGGCUCGCUAACAUGCUAAGUAGUUGCAAAGUAGCUCAACAGUAGUAAGUAGUUGAAAAGUUGCUAAUUAGCUAAAAUGCUAAAGUUGUCAGUGAUGAGAUUCAAACUCGCAACCUUUGGGUUGCUAGACGUUCGCAUUUUACGCACACCCAUUCACCCCGACUAACCACCGUAACCAUCUGUCUUAUGUAAUCAUACCAAACGAAACAUAUCAUACUUAUUUGAGUGUCCCAGAUUUACAUUUACUAUGUUACGUCUAGUCUAUGAGACCAGGCUGAAUAUUCCAACACACAGGCACACAAACAUAUCACUGUCUAUAGAAUUGCCGGCUUAAGAUCUGCAUGUCAUUCCAAAGAGUAGAUUUAACAGAACAAAUUAAAUGUAACCAUACUUUAAAGUCAUAUAAUCAAUUAUACUAUUUUGGCCUAUAAAGUAUUUGCAAAGUCAUCAACAGCUAUUGUUUCAAUUCAACCCACUCCUAGGGUUAAACUAAAAAUAGACAAUACAUAUAGGCAUAGGGUUUCAAGCUUGGGUUGAUUUCAAAUGUAAUCUUCAAGUGAAUCAUUAAUAUGUUAGAUUCACGUCUCUAUCAACCCAAUAUCAAAGUUAAAGAAUAGGACUAAAUCAAAUCAAACUUUAAAUGCAAAGUUUGAUUUGAUUUAGUCCUAUUCUUUAACACUGAGACCUGGUUUAGAUGGAGACGAGAAUCCAACAUAUAAAUUAUUAAUUUGUAGACAAACUGUAGUUAAAGCCAGACUAAGUCAUUGGCACAAAAGAUGCAUCUCCAUCAAAUGUUGAUAUGUGGUUGUGUUGACAACCAAACACAAUUCAAUAUCACUUUUGCAAUACAGUAAAUAGCCAAAUAACUUGUUGACAAGUUAACAAAUUAUGUUGGAUUCACAUCUCCAACUAAACCAAAAAUAAAAGUUAAAGAAUACGAUUAAGCCGGUGGCUCAGAUAAAACUAUCCAAGCAUUAAAUAUCAUUUAAAUGUUGAUAUUUGGUUGCGUUGUCAACCAAACACAAUUCAAUAUUACUUUUGUAAUACAGUAAAGUUAAGGCUAGCCUACAAACGAAUGUAACAGUAUUUAUUCAACCUUAAAUGAGUAACACAUCCAUGGCCACAUUUUGAGGUUAGCCUACUGUAACUACAGUGUCUUCAGAAAGUAUUCAUACGCUUUGACUUAUUCCACAUUUUGUGUGUUACAGCCUGAAUUCAUUAUUUUGUUUUUGCCUAUACAAUACCCCAUAAUGACAAAGUGAAAACAAGUUUUUAGACAUUUUUGCUAAUUUAAUUGAAAAUGAAAUACAAAAAUAUCUAAUUUACAUAAGUAUUCACACCCCUGAGUCAAUACUUUGUAAAAACACCUUUGGCAGUGAUUACAGCUUUGAGUCUUCUUGGGUAUGUCUGUAUCAGCUUUGCACAUCUGGGUUUGGGGAUUUUCUCCCCUUCUUCCUUGCAGAUUUUCUCAAGCUCUGUUAAGUUAGAUUUAUUUUUAUUUUUUAUUUAACCUUUAUUUAACUAGGCAAGUCAGUUAAGAACAAAUUAUUAUUUACAAUGACGGCUUACCCCGGCCAAACCCGGACGACGCUGGGCCAAUUGUGCUCCGCCCUAUGGGACUCCCAAUCACGGCCGGGUUGGGUUGUGAUACAGCCUGGAAUCGAACCAGGGUCUGUAGUGACGCCUCUAGCACUGAGAUGCUGUGCCUUAGACCGCUGCGCCACUCAGCAAUCUUCAAGUUUGAAUAUUUGAAAGCGCAGUGAUAGCACAUUUAGAUGACAACUAAACCCAAAAUCUGAAAUUGUUUUUCCAUUGGAAUUUUGUUGUGCUUUUAGAUGGUUAAAAGCUUAGUGAUAACACAUUGGGAAUUCAACAAACAAAGGUUGAAAUCUCAUUGAUCAAUGUCUCAACGUGGUGUGCCCAGUGGGGACACAAGAACAGUAUGUAAGUGAGCUAAGAGUUCCUCUCAGUGUGGGUAGGGUUAGGGUAGCACAGUGUGUGCUGUUGAUUUAUUAACACUUGGCUCUGCUGGGGAGGAAGGAAGAGGUUCUUAUGCGGAGCCUAGUCCUAGAGGUGUGGGGGGAGUUCUCUUCUCUGGCUCUGGGCUGUGGUGUCAGGUGAAGCCUGUCCUGUGUGCUGAUAAUGUGUGUAUCUAUUUCAAUUUUCCAUGUUUCCAUGUUGCUAGGCCGUCCAAGCUGUUUCUAUUAAGCCUCUUUCCUAGAAUGCAUUAUGAGUGGCUUUUUGUUAGAUGAACAUUGAAAAGUGGUAGUAGUGGAUGUUCUGCAUUGCCCUUAGUAGUAACUUUCCAUUGACUACGGUGAAUAAGGAGCCUAACCCCCAGCUAAUGAGCUAAAUGUGAGGUGUUUAGUGUAUUUACUGAGUUUAGGUUCUACCCACUGGGGGCACACACUGGUUGAAUCAAUGUUGUUUCCACGUCAUUUCAAUGAAAUUACGUUGAACCAACGUGGAAUAAACGUUGAAUUGACUUCUGUGCCCAGUGGGUAGCCACGAUCUUCCAUUAACUAGAACCCUGAGACGUCCUGUUAAGAAACUGUGUGCAGCUAGCUACUGUUGUUAAUGUUACUGCUUACUGCCAGGGAAGAGCCUAGAGGGUGGACAGGACAGACAGACGGACUUCCUCACCAUGUGAAAAGGACAAACAUUUCGUCCUGUUUUCUCGGUCAUCCUGGGCUCCGUCACUGAAUCACAGAAAAAUAGGAAACAAGUAGUGAGACAGACUGAUUGCCCUUCUGACAGCACUUGCGUAAGCAUAAUAACUGCCAUGCCAGCUAAAUCUAUUUUCUUUUUUUCUGCUGUUCGAACCGCUACUCGCAAAAUGAAUUGUGUAAUACUCACAUGUAGAAAUUAUGAAACGCUAACUAGAGCUAUAAAUGUCUUACAGCAAGAGUGUUCAUUGACCCUUAGUUGCAUAUCUUCCCAGUGAGGUCUUAGUUACCCUGGGCCUGCAUCUCCCUCUGAGUGUGAGGGGGUUGUUUCAUGGCGUGGGGUGAGGUAGGUCUGGCUGCUGCUGGGGUGACUGGGUUCACCAUCCACAGUCUCAGAGCACAAUGGAGAGAGAGGUUAGGAAGUGAACAGAGAAGACCUAGACCAGCUCUGCCUGGUCUGUCUGUCAGUGACUGUACACUCUGGGCCUCCGGCACUAGCAGGAUGUCACCUGGAAAAGAGGAUCGUCCUGAUAUUACAUUUUAAAUUUGAAAUUCUUCCCUUCGUCUGAACCGUAAAUGCUUUUAAAUCGAGAAAGCCCAAAGAUGAAAACGGGACAGCAAUUUCCUGUUGUCUUUUGUGAGAUUCUUCUUCCUUUUUGUUCACUUCCAUGUAUUACAUAAUGUAGGCUAAAGUGGUAUGAUGUCUCAGCAAAUAUGAGAAGACAGAAUCUUAGAACAUCCAUUGAAUGUUGAGGAAUUUGUUGAGUUGGGACCCGAAUACAGACAUUUACAUGUGGCUUUAACCUGUUUAUGACUCCACCCAUAGCGUGAGAAACCCAGCAGCAUUGCCGUUCUUGACACACUCAAAUCAGUGAGCCUGGCACCUGCUACCAUAACCCAUUCAAAGGCACUUAAAUAUUUUGUCAUGCCCAUUCACCCUCUGAAUGACACACAUACACAAUCCAUGUCUCAAGGCUUAAAAUUCCUUAUUUAACCUGUAUCCUCCCCUUCAUCUACACUGAUUUGAAGUGGAUUUAACAGGUGACAUCAUUAAGUGAUCAUAGCUUUCACCUGGUCAGUCUGUCAUGGAAAGAGCAGGUGUUCUUAAUGUUUUGUAUACUCAGUGUAGGCUAUUACUAAAUAAGAAAAUAUGAACAGACUAUGUCAUGUAGCUUGUAAGUGGAGAAUGUUCUGACCUGCUUUUAGAACUAAGUAUCUCUAAUAAGCCUACUCAGGUUACCUUCUGUGACUCUGCAAACUCCGUUCAAUCGUUAAUUUCGCAGAGAGGUAGAUUCAAUUCAUUAAGCACAUCCUGCAGAUAUUGCUUUAUUACAAACUGAAUGAUUAGCCUAUUAUACUAUGCCACGCCACUACAAGUCACCAGGCUAGACAGAGUCUUUGACUCUGUGAAUGUGACAGAACCAAUGUCCUGGCCUUAUGUUUCCAUCCCUAGGAGUGGCUCUAGCACUGACUUUGUUCACUAGCCCGUUCCCAGCUCUGUUUGUGCAGUCUCGCCCGCUCCUAUGGUUGUUGAGUUGGCAAGAUGGCACAAACAGGCAGAUCUGGGACCAGGCUAUCUGCUCCCUGCCUCAACGGAGAUCUCCUUAGCAGCUGUUUCAUCUUGACAACGUCUGGGGUUAUCUGUUCCUCUCUUAUAACUGUAGACUGCCACAUCUGUUGGUAGUCACCCUUAAUGCUUAGGACACUAUCAGUCUUGUUUUUGAUAGCUCUGAAGGAUUUGUUGGGUAUACUAUAUAUAUAUAUUAACUUGUGGGGCCUAGUCUUAUUUAUCAUGUUGAUAUUAUAGACACUUACUGAUUUUGGCCUGUGAUGGAUUGUACAAAUAGAUCAAGCUUGUGAUGACAAUUUAGAAUAAUAGAAUUAGCCUAGCAGGCAGCCUGGGGAGAAAAGGGAUUCCUCAAAGGGAAAAGAAGAGGAUAAUAAACUGAGAGCCCUGACCCAUGCUCUUCCGCUUUGAACACACCGACUGAGUCAUUGCGUUUUGGUACACCAGAAGUACAUUCAUUUCCAAUGGAACGCUGCGUUUGCCUUGCAGCAUUGCGUUGCAGAGGCAGUUGCAGUGCGUUCUGUGUGGUGCAUACAUUGGAUUUAUCGAACAUAUGCGUCAAACUGUAUGCGUAAACGGGUUGACAUAAAUGGUAGCAGAAGGUGAAUGUUGAACUUUUGUUGCACACAUAUCUAGAUGAUGCUGCAUACUAUUUUGCGCAAAGACGCAGUUGGUGUGUUCAAAGCGCUUCCCUGGGUUGAAUGGGGGGAAAAAGAACUGAGACCUUUAAGGGCUCAGCACUUUCACUUAUGUAAAGCAUGGUUUUGUUUCCCCUGUCACAUUCCCCAGACUGGUUUAUUUCUGUGGGGAAACUAGUUGAAGUAGCAGAAAUGAUCCCCUCUUGUCUGUGAGUUGUGGUGCCAGUCAGUGUGACUGGGAGUUACCCCUAGCAGUGGCCCAGUCGGUCUUGCUCCAAACAUUUGUUAUUCACUUGGCAAUUAUACUUCUUUAUAAUUUCUCUGGUCAAAGGGCACUGGCUGACUUGCACAAUGGCCCUGUGGUGUCAGAGUGUGUGUGCAUGUGUGUUCUUUUACUGCCGUUGCUUGUUUUUCCUCUCCCCAUCUCAUGUUUGCUUAUUUCCUAUGAUAAGAAUAAAGGCCGGAAACAAUAUUUAUUCAGCUCCAUGCUGUGUUUAUUUAGGUUAUUCCAAGGAGGGUUCCUAGAGUGAGGGGUGUUAAUGGCCAUGGCAUGGUGGUAGAAUAGACUAAUGCCUGCUGGGACCCAAAUAGAGAUCAGACAAGCAGAACAGCCAUGGGUCUAUAGGUUGGCUACGUCCGGCGGCACUGUUGUUGUUUAUCACCUCUAUUAGACUGGCUUCUGUUAGUCCCUGUAGUAGUUUACCUGCACACUAAACAAGAGAAAUAAGCACAUUCUUGGCAGAAAACCAAGAGUGUCUUCUGUUUUGAAGUAUAUUUGAUCUAGGCGGUAUUCUGGCCAGGUAAUGUCAUAAUUCAUAAAGGACUGAUAACACAGGCCUAUAUCAUAGUUUUUUAAAUUUUGUAAUGAAGAGCUGUAAGGGUUAUUUUUAUCUAUCUGUUAGGAGGACAUUGUCUGUAGAGCUUCCUCUUCCCUCAGUCUCUUCCUGCCCCUCUGUCCUACCUACCAGUGCUCUUCAAUACUGGUCUGGGAGGUGCUACAUGUUUAGAUCAAGCCUUUAGAAAAACCUGUCUAUAGCCAAAAGGCAUUGUAGUUUACUGUACUAUACACUGAGUAUAUAAAACAUUAAGAACAUCUGCUUUUUCCAUGACAUAGACUGACCAGGUGAAUCCAGGUGAAAGCUAUGAUCCCUUAUUGAUGUCACUUGAUAAAUCCACUUCAAUCAGUGUAGAUGAAGAUGGGGAGAUGUUCCUAAUGUUUGAUAUACUCAGUGACUCAUUGACAUUUAGUUCACUCAUCAUCAUACUUUAGGACUGUCAUGUGUAGAUAAAUAUAGCAAUGGAAUAGGAUUAGUCAAAGCUUCGACCAGAGGAUACGUUUGUGCGUUUGUUUCGUUCAAUGAUCUGAGGAGUCCCACCUAAAGGCUACUACAAGCUUCACUCUGUCGAUCUACAUGGGUGAAGUGGGAUUUUUGGAGUAGGGGACACCUUUUGGUAACAUGCUAUCCUCGCCGGUCCCACUCUUAUUCACAAGGGGGUGAUGGCAAAGUUUUUAUUUUUAUUUUUAUUUUCAUUUUGUGAAAGCAAGGAACAGUGGCCUUCCCUUGCUAGUAGUAGCUAGCUAGCUUUAGUCUGGCUAGCUAGCCUUUUUUAGCUUCCCACAUCUCCAUGUGAAAUAAUCAGAUUUAUAAUAAAAAUAUAUGCCCUGGCAAAUAUUCUUAUACUUGCCGGUGCAACCUAAAACAUUAUCCCAGUUCAUGCUGCUUGUGUAUUAAUUCCCAUAUCAGCUAAGAAUAGAACCUCAUCAUGUUUUGGUCCGGCAGAAAAAAGCACAUGGCUAGCUAUUUGGCUACAUCAGGUUCUACCAUUUCACAAUAGCCUGUAAUCACUAGUUAUUACUUCUAAACCAAAUACCCUUUUGGGUGGAUUCUUGUUGUUUGGUUUACUGUUUGAACAGUCGUUGAGAUUAUAUUUGGUUAUCAAUGCAAAAUAGUCUACUUUGAUGAAUAGCCUAUAGAUCAGAUCAAUGAACCAAGCGACAACACUGCCCCCAUAACUGCGGAAGGAAUGAUACAGGGUGUCGCAAUUUUCAGGUAGUAAAAAAGUAUGUCGAAUGCCAGAGCACGUUACUAGGAGCCGCCCCUUUGUGACGAAAAAACGACACUGCAACACUCUGAAUCUUGCAUCUGCGUAGAGCUUGUAGUAAGCUUAAAUCUGUUAGCCCAGAAACUGACUCCAAAGGCCAAUGAAGAAAACUAUCUGAUGUAUGUGUACAUAAGCUUAUAUGCUUAGGUGUGCAUUAACCAAUAUGGCUUGAGCUUUUACUUACUCAUACAUUUUCUUGUUGACAAGAAUUGUUCAUAGUAAUUCAUAAAACCUGUUUUAAAUUGUCUAGCGUGGCAGCCGGAAGAGGGGUGCCUCACUACGCCUCAUGCUCCAGCAACAUUUCCCAUGUAACAACAGUAGUAUGUGUUAUAGAAUUAGGUAUGUGUGAUAGAAUUAGGUAAUCUAAUAGGAUCUCUAUGGUCUGUGUGAACUGUGAAGUGUUGCUGUUAUUGUCUCUGAGCUGUAAUGUAAUACAGUAUGUGCUUUAGGCCUAACUCUCCUAUCUCUCUGUGUGUCUCUCUGUCCUGCAGCGUGGGUGGGCUCCCUCUCCAUGGGGAUGAUUUUCUUCUGUUCUCCCAUCGUCAGCGUCUUCACAGACCUGCUGGGCUGCAGGGUGACAGCUGUGGGCGGAGCCGCCGUGGGCCUGGUGGGACUGCUGGCCAGCUCUUUUGUCACGUCAGUACUUCUAUAGCUACCCUCCUUCAUCAACCAUUCUGAUGUGUUGUGUCGAAAGGCUGUCGGGUGUGAGUGUGGUUGGGACUUCUUUAUACAAAAGUCCUCCCUACGUGUGUGUGUGUGUGAUAACAAGAUAAAGGUCCUACCACAGUUAAGGGUUGGUCUCAGGUCGUCCCUUUCUAAUCAUCUCAUGUGAUGGCAAACUACCAAACUCAACCAUUAAUCUACGUUAAUAUACACACACACAGCAGUACCCUGACUACUCAGAAAUACACUGCACAAUAGCUUCUGUUGACACUUCCAUCACCUAAUAUAGUGUUCAUUAUUGCUUAUAAGAAAACAGGACAUUUAAAAUUUGUAGUGUAUUUGCGAUUUAAAAAGGCUUCUGAAGUUUCCACUUUGAAAUCUGACUUGUUUUUUCCUUACGAAAAAUGUAUUAACCCCUACAAAAUUGUCCAUUAAUUAUAAUCCACAUAAUAAAUAUUUCCUGUUAUUGCUGCAGGAUUAUUUUCCUGCUGUAGCAAACUGGCUCAAAUUAAGAUCCUACAUCUGCAUAUCCAGACUCAUGAUAGUCUAAAAUGAGUGAACAAAGAUCACCAGCGUACAGUAGAAGUAGUGGUGUAAAGUACUUAAGUAAAAAUACUUUAAAGUACUACUUAAGUGGGUUUUUUGGGUAUCUGUACUUUACUAUUUAUAUAUUUUUUUGACUACUUUUACUUUUACUUCACUACAUUCCUAAAGAAAAUGUAGUACUUUUUACUCCAUACAUUUUUCCCUGACACCGAAAAAAACUAGUUACAUUUUGAAUGCUUAGCAGGACAAGAAAAUUGUCCAAUUCACACACUUUUAUCAAGAGAACAUCCCUGGCGGACUCACUAAACACCAUGCUUCGUUUGUAAAUUAUGUCUGAGUGAUGGGAGUGUGCCCCUGGCUAUCAGUAAAAUAAAUAAAUAAACAAGAAUAGUGCCAGCUUUUUCUUAAUAUAAGGAAUUUGAAUGAUUUAUACUUUUACUUUUGAUACUUAGUAUAUUUAAAUCCAAAUACUUUUAGACUUUUACUCCAGUAGUAUUUUACUGGGUGACUUUCACUUUUACUUGAGUCAUUUUCUAUUAAGGUAUCUUUUACUUUUACUUAAGUAUGACAAUUGGGUACUUUUUCCACCACUGAGUAGAAGUACAGUGAAUAACCUGUGUUUUAUCUAGGAUCAGCCCUGUAGUGGCGUGAGAAGUAAGUAAACAUUAGUGCUCUUGUCUUGAUGACUGUAGCACUCUUUGAGAGACCUGCCAUUAGCUCUAGCCUGGUCUGGCCUAGUCUAGAAGCAGCUCCAGCUCGCCCCUGACCUCCCUCGCUGAUCUAUUUAUCCAGGAUUAGCUUUGUGCUAACGGGAACCCUCCUAAAGUCCUACCUGCUGUUGGUUCACAGAGGACUGGGAGGUAAACAAACACACAGGGCUGACAUGACUCAGUCAGCAUAGUGCACACACCCUGGGAGUGAGGCUGUAACUGGGACCCUCUAGGUGUUGGAAGUUUAACCAAGCCAGCAAGUUCACAGCAGCUCAAUCAUCUUCACCCUGGUGUUUGGUUUGUUUUCCAAACUAGACUCAAGUGAGUCAGACGUGAGAACUUGUUUAGCUAGCCCCUCUAUGGAGUGAAGUUCCUCAAACUUUCUUUUUCAUUGUGUGAACUUUAAGCAGCUGUAAACAUAAACAUGACCUCGCAUCCUAUCCGGUGUCUCCUCUCUGACCCCACAGGUCCCUGGGUCCCAUGUACUUCACCUACGGCAUCGUGUUCGCUACGGGCUGUUCCUUCGCCUACCAGCCCAGCCUGGUGAUCCUGGGACACUACUUCAAGAAGCGCCUGGGCCUUGUCAACGGCAUCGUGACGGCCGGCAGCUCUGCCUUCACCGUCACCCUGCCCUUCCUCUUGUCUGGCCUGCUGGAGAAGGUGGGCCUGCAGAACACCAUGAGGGUCCUCAGCAUCCUCAUGUUCAUCCUCAUGCUGGCUGGGUUAACCUAUACUCCCCUGCUGCCCAAGCCUGUCAACAGCAACAAUCCAGGCAGCCGCUUCCCACCCAUGAGCAAGGUAUUCAAUGUCAACAUCUGGAAGUCUCUGGGCUACCGGAUCUGGGCCUUCGGCAUCCCUGCAGCCCUCUACGGAUACUUUGUGCCUUACGUUCACCUGGUGAGUGGUUUUGUUUUUCAUAGGGUGAUCUUUGAUGUGUACUGUAUGUGUGUGUGUGUGUUUGUUUAUUUGUGUUCAUUACUCAGGUCUCUAUGUGUUAAAGGUUACUGACAUGUAGAAAAGAGGUAGAAACACAUUAUAGAGACGUGGCAGUGUGGAACAUGUGGGGUUGAUUUCACAGGAGGUUGGUGGCACCUUAAUUGGGGAGGACGGGCUCGUGGUAAUGGCUGGAGCGGAAUCGGUGGAAUGAUGUCAAAUACAUCAAACACAUGGUUUCCAUGGUUUCCAUGUGGUUGAUGCCAUUCCAUUAGCUCAGUUCCAGACAUUAUUAUGAGCCGUCUUCCCCUCAGCAGUCCCUCCAGCAGACACUAAAUCUAUUUGAUUUAGUGUCCGCUGUCCAUCAUAUUCUUAAUAUCUCCCUCAUAAAACUGUAAGUCGCUCUGGAUAAGAGCGUUUGCUAAAUGACUAAAAUGUCAAUGUAAAUUAUGGGUUUUGGACAUUGGCUCUGGGUAACUCAGUUGGCAGUAAUCGGGGUCAAUAGAUCUCCAAAAACACAUUAGUCAAGUAUUAUUAGUGUGAAAGGUGAGGAGAGGGGGAGCCUACACCUGGACUAUGCAGUGCUGGGCUAAAUACAGUAUUUCUGUGUGUGUGAACUUGAGUUACUGUAUGGACUCAAUGAUCUGUAUGACUGUUUUUUGAGUUUAUUUUGUUUCCUUCCUAUGGCACAAGAGUUGCUUUUAAGCACCUCUCCUGACCUUUUGCCUGUUCCAGAAAUAUUAUUCUCAGUUCAACUUUUUUUUGUUGUUAUAUAUAUAUAUAUAUAUCUCAACAUUUGAAGUGCUGUUAAUUUUUUAUUUAUUUUAUUUAAACCUUUAUUUAACUAGGCAAGUCAGUUAAGAACAAAUUCUUAUUUACAAUGGCGGCCUACACCGGCCAAACCCGGACGACGCUGAGCCAAUUGUGCGCCGCCCUAUGGGACUCCCAAUCACGGCCGGUUGUGAUACAGCCUGGAAUCGAACCGGGGGUCUGUAGUGACGCCUCAAGCACUGUGAUGCAGUGCCUUAGACCGCUGCGCCACUCAGGAGCCCAUAAGCUGGUAUGAAAUAGGCUUAUCAAGCUUAGACACACACAUCAAUUGUUGUUUUUCUGUCAGCUUAUUGAAGAUUUUGUUUCUCUUUUAAAUGGGUGUACAAAUAUAGAAAAUGCAAGCACUGCUUACAUAUCAUACUGGACUGUUAAUCUGUGGUGCCUUUAACACUCUUAGAUAACUGAUGAAUUCUGAACAGUAGCAUAUCAGGCUUAGCCAAUAUUAUACUGUCCACAGCAUAUGUCAAAGAGCAUGAGACUCCCCAGAACUCAGUUAUUCCAGACUGAGUUAUCCUCUAUCUAAAUACAGAAUUUUCACUCCAUUCCUAACAGUUUCUAAAUGUGCUACAAGUUGCUUGGAUGCGUACCAGUUACAGUACUUUAUAGCAAUGCCUUACAGUAGAUGCUUUAGUUGUGUGGAGAGUCAGGCUGGGAGGUUUGAACUGGGGAGAGUAAAGAUAGUCCAGUUUCAGCCAAGGCAAAGUUACAUAAACACAGGUCUUAUUAUUCCAAUGUUGCAUAUACCAUUUAUAGGAUGGACAAAUAUGAUUUAGGAAGAAAACAUCUGAGGAGAGGAGAGGUGUGAGGAGGGGAGAGGAGGGUCUGUCCUAGGGUUCAGUAGGACACUGUUUACUUGGAGGAGAUUACUUUGUUUUUGGAGGUAGGUCACUUUCUCCUGGGGAAGGCACUCUGUGUUUUCCUAACACUUCUCCAGUGUCUGCUACACGGCUGGGACACCGCUGGGCCCUGUCAGUGUCCAUCCCCAGCCCUAUCCCCAUCCCCGGGCCCUGUCAGUGUCCAUCCCCAGCCCUAUCCCCAUCCCCGGGCCCUGUCAGUGUCCAUCCCCAGCCCUAUCCCCAUCCCCGGGCCCUGUCAGUGUCCAUCCCCAGCCCUAUCCCCAUCCCCGGGCCCCAGCCCCUCUGUCACCAGAAACACCAGGAAGACAGGGGAACCCAG
Molecule: messenger RNA, 15809 nt
Organism: Coregonus sp. 'balchen'
Lineage: Eukaryota; Metazoa; Chordata; Actinopteri; Salmoniformes; Salmonidae
Source: the annotation of a GenBank genome assembly